GCCUUUUACAGAGAUCCCAAUUGAAUGCUUAAAGAUCGUGCUAAUGUAUCUGGACCUGCCAGACCAACACAGCGUUCUCUUGACCUGUCGUGCCCUCUUCAAGAAAACCGUCCCUACCCUCUACCGAUCACCAUUCCGAGCCAUCAUGACUUUUGAUGACUGGAAAUCUCUCGGUGCUCCUUCUUCUUCCCCUCAUCUUCCACAUCCUUUCAGGAACGAUUCAAAUACCUCCACCAACCGUGACAACAACAUAAGCAAUACUAAGCUAUCAGGGAAUAUGAUUAUCAAUAACACUAAUGCCAAUGUCAAUCAAAGGAAAACAGGAGGGACUGUAGAUGAUCCUGGAUGUGGCAAUGGUACUUGUACAAUUGAUAAUGGUAAUGUCCAAAGCACGGGUCGGCUCAACAGCACUUCCUCCUCAUCCGUUUCUUCGUCCUCCACAGGUAGUACAGCCGCCUCUUCCGCUUCCGUCAGCGCCACUACAUCAAAGACAACAAUCUCGACCGCAGCGGCAGUAGCAGCAUUAUCGUCAGCAACCAAGGCCGUCUUACAUGUAACAAGCGCCCUACAGGGCCGUCAUCUUGCUACAUCUCAAGCUCAGCAACAACAAGAAAAAAAUACCCGACAACAAAAACAACAAAAGCCUAAACGUCCUUCCUCUUUACAACGCCGCUCUUAUUCAGAUUAUCACAAAAACAUUAGCAACGAUAGUACCACUCAUACGAGUAACGGUAAAAAUAGCAGUAGCAAAGUUGCAUCUGUCAGCCAAGUCAAUCUCCGCGCGCGUGGCAACAGUAGUGGCAGUAGUCAUGCCAGCUUCAGCUACAGCUCUGGCUACAAUAAUGGUCACGACAGCAGCAGUAGUAAUAACAAUAUCAGCAAUGGAAAGGGAGAUUAUCAUCAGCAUUACUAUCCAAACAAUCAUCACACAAUUCACACAUUUCUUAAUAAUAACACCAAAAUCGCAAAUGCGGCCCCUGCAGCAUUCACUCAGUCCUAUGCAGCACCAAUUUCUCCGGAAUUGCAACAACUCCGACUCUGUAAGAUGACUCGUUUGUUACAGCUGUUGAUUGCCUGCACAUCCGUUCAGGCGCGUCUCCCUGCAUUGCGAUACCCGGGCUAUGGUCAGCAAUGGAUCCGUCCACCCUGCAAAAUUGAUUAUUUAAAGUAUUUUUCAGAUUAUCAAGGGGCAGGAGAAAUGAUGAUACAGUGCUUCCACUUAUUGUUUGCAGAUCUGAUCCCCGCUCAAUCAGAUGACAGCGAUUACGACAGCAGUAACGGCGGUGGCAAUAAUAAUCGCGGCGGUCACGACGAAGAGGAGCGAAAGAAUCAAGGGGGUUAUGGCAGUAGCAAUAGCAGCAGCAGCAGCAGCAGCUCAAAACACACACGAAAUCAAGAGGCCUACAUGGUUCUGUUUCAAAUCCUGAGAGAAUUCAUGUCACAUAACGCAGAGCAGAUCCAGACACUAUCGGUAUCAGCCGUGUAUACAAUCGAGCACGCGACUGCAUUGGUUCCACAACUGGCAUCGGUCACACGACUUGAGAUCACAGACCUAGAAAAAACGAGUCAGGACGUGCGAGUGGACUUGGUCGUGGAUUUUAUUAAAUCACAUCGGAUGCUGUUUGGACCUAUCCUAAAGGACAUUGUGCUGGUUGAGAAACACGCCCUUGGAUCAAUUGUACCAGGGACAUUGUCGGCAUCGACAUUCAUGGCCAUACCAUCAUUAUCCUCCACCUCCUCCUCACCAGCAUUGGCCUCUACUUUUGCUUCCAUAGCAACUACUAUAUCCGCACCAUCCUCACCUUCGUCCCCAAUCUCACCUGCCUCCUCCUUGGGAUCUGUUUUUACGGCGUACUCUGCAGCUGUACGCAUCCCCACUUCUGUCAACAGUAAUUUAGGUCAAAAUAACAAUACCCUCGCUAUUAUUGAUGCGUUCAAAGGUCUGGAAAAGAUUGAUGCUACAGGAUGGGCCAAUUGCAUACUUUACCUCGAUCACAUCCUUCCAGCCCCUAUUACUACUGGCUCUCCUCCCAAUCGUUCUAUCCUUGCUGCUGCUGCACCAGGCGCUCCCAUGGUAACGACGGGGGCUGUGACUACUGCUUCAACAUCCACAGCUACCUCCUUGAAACGCUUGUGGCUCUCCUACUACUUCCCAGCAUCCGAAUCUGUUGAUUCCAAGGUCGCGCGUCUAGGAGAUAUCCUCACUCGGUGCCGAUCUCUCACAGAAGUUCGACUUCCUAUCCGACGAGGAGAUGUCUUUGCAUGGGCAACCCAAGAGAAGAAGACAGCCCUGAUCUGUGCACCAAUCUUGAAAUCCUCCACCGCCAAACAUCUGCCACCCAUGAAACGGAUCCAUAUUCAGGGCCCAAGUUUAGAAUUGAUGGAUUGUUUACAUGAUGCCAGCUUUGCCUUUCAGGACACAUUAGAAGAUUUAGAGGCAAGUUCAAGGUUACGGAUUUGGCAACCAACGACAUUAGAAUGGGACUGGACAAUGAAACGAUUAAGGCGCUUGAAGUUAGAGGGCGAGAUCUGUUUAUAUUUCUGUUUGGAGAGCUUGGUAAGAUGCCCAGCCUUGGAAGAGCUGGAGCUAGUGUUAACACCAAAGACUGGUUCUAGAGCUGUCGCCCGUCAGGAUGUUAGAGGUUCUACUGGGUAUCUUCAGCAACAUCGUCAACAACAGUACCAGCACCAGCACCAGCACCAGCACCAGCACCGGUAUCUCGUCUGGCCUGGUACUAACAGUCAUCAUGGUGGUGAUAGAGCGGAAGGAGAAGUAGAAGGAGGAGGAGCAGGCCAUUUUUGGGCUCAACAGGACCCUGGGAAAAAUCUGUUGCUCUUCAUUCGGUCACGUGAGAUGUAUAGGAUCUCUUCAUUACCACAUUUGAAAUCUUUGGCCUUGGUGGGACCCUUCCAGGUACCGGAUCUUGCUCUAAGACAUAUUGCAAACAAAUGUAAACGGUUACAGGACUUGACAUUGGAUCAGACGGUGGGAAUUACGAUCGGGGGUUUACUGUUGGCAGUAGAGGACAUGCGUCGUCUAGAGAACUUGGAUCUGAGUCUUGAUGUAGUGGAUUUGAAGUUGGUCACGGUGGCGGCACGUCAGAAACUACAUCACUUGAAGUCCAUAUCUUUGACUAGUCUUCGACACGAAGAAUAAAUCAAUGAAAGCAUACAGCAACACCAAAC
Messenger RNA from Lobosporangium transversale, 3186 nucleotides. RefSeq lists its product as hypothetical. The transcript has a single exon. The coding region runs from base 44 to 3157 and encodes 1037 amino acids. The record is from RefSeq and is a predicted model, not a curated record. Lineage: Eukaryota; Fungi; Mortierellomycota; Mortierellomycetes; Mortierellales; Mortierellaceae.